GGCCAGAGGGAGGCCGCCGGCCUCCGGGAAGGGCGGAAGUGACGUCGGAAGGCCGCAGGACGACGGCGGCGGCGCCGGGCGCGCAUGCGCACGGCCGUUCGAUGGAGGCCCUGCAGCAGCAGCAGCUGCGGAACCUCCGGGAUUUCCUGUUGGUCUACAACCGGCUGACGGAGCUGUGCUUCGAGCGCUGUGUGCCCAGCCUGCACUACCGUGCUCUGGCCCCUGAUGAGGAAGCCUGCCUGGACAGCUGCGCGGGGAAGUUCGUCCGCUCCAACCACCGCCUCAUGGCCGCCUACAUGCAGCUGAUGCCCACCCUGGUGCAGCGGCGGGUCGCCGACCUGGAGGCCGGCGCUGCCGCGGCCGGGGUCGAGCCCGCCGCCCCGCCCGGCCCCGAGAGCGGCGAGGUGCCCAGCCCCCAGCUGGAGCCCAAGGACGUCCCGGCCGGCCAGCGCAGUCUGUCAGACCCCACCGGCUAGGGCUCCGGCCUGCUUUUCCUUCCCGGACUGCUGGGCCGCAAGCACUCUGAGCCAUCCACGCUCUCCGUUCCCUCCCCCGGCGGCUCCCGGGAGGGCGGCACAGGUCGGAGUCGUAUACGGAGGGCGGGGCGGGUGCAAAGGAGAUCUAGGACAGAGCAACAUCUGAGGGGGUCGUCGGGAUGGAACAGCAGUUACGGACUGGAGACGGUUGCCCUUGCCAGGGAGCGGUGCCCGCGGGGUGGAGCAGCGGGUCUGGGACCCGGACAGCUAGCUGCCAGGCACCGGGAAGACGCUGGACUCCCACCGGGGGAACCCUCCGGACCUGCUCCCUCUCUGCUUCCCCCAUCCAGCCUGGAUCCUCUCGAGGGCUGGUCACCCCGGCCGGACCAGGACCCUGCUUAGACAGCGGGGAGGGACAGACCGCAGCCUCACCUUUCCCGUCGCCAAUAAAUUAGUUUCCGUCCGGCU
This is a messenger RNA of Ornithorhynchus anatinus (platypus), 944 nucleotides long. It is a transcript of the gene TIMM10B, whose product is annotated as translocase of inner mitochondrial membrane 10B. Bases 102 to 476 code for a protein of 124 amino acids. NCBI's taxonomy places the organism in Eukaryota, Metazoa, Chordata, Mammalia, Monotremata, Ornithorhynchidae. The transcript has 3 exons. The record is from RefSeq and is a predicted model, not a curated record. Gene Ontology annotation, cellular component: mitochondrial intermembrane space chaperone complex.